CCGCGUCCGCCCCGCCCCUCGGCGUGCGUGUGCGCGCAGAGCGCAAGCGCGCGGCUCCCGGCUGCCCGCGAGAAGCCAGCUGCGGGUCGCCGCUGAUAUUUGACGUGCGGAGCUUGCGAAAGGAUGGAGCCGCCGAAGGUGGAAAAGUUCAGCACCACCGACAGGGGAAACGGGCUGCGCGCCUUGGCGCCGCUGCGCCCUGGAGAGCUGCUAUUCCGCUCCGAUCCCUUGGCGUACACGGUGUGCAAGGGGAGUCGUGGCGUCGUCUGCGACCGCUGCCUCCUCGGAAAGGAAAAGCUGAUGCGAUGCUCUCAGUGCCGAGUUGCCAAAUACUGCAGUGCUAAGUGCCAGAAAAAAGCUUGGCAGGACCACAAGCGGGAAUGCAAAUGCCUUAAAAGCUGCAAACCCAGGUAUCCUCCGGAUUCUGUCCGACUUCUUGGCAGAGUUGUUGUCAAACUCAUGGAAGAAACCCCCUCUGAAUCGGAGAAACUUUACUCAUUUUAUGAUCUGGAGUCAAAUAUUAACAAACUGACCGAAGAUAAGAAAGAGGGCCUCAGGCAACUUGCAAUGACAUUUCAACACUUCAUGAGAGAAGAAAUACAGGAUGCUUCACAGCUGCCACCUUCUUUUGACAUUUUUGAAGCCUUUGCAAAAGUGAUCUGCAAUUCUUUCACCAUCUGUAACGCAGAGAUGCAGGAAGUUGGUGUUGGCCUAUAUCCUAGUAUGUCUUUGCUCAAUCACAGCUGUGACCCCAACUGUUCGAUCGUGUUCAACGGGCCCCACCUCUUACUGCGAGCAGUCCGGGACAUCGAGGCGGGGGAGGAGCUCACCAUCUGCUACCUGGACAUGCUGAUGACCAGUGAGGAGCGCCGGAAGCAGCUGAGGGACCAGUACUGCUUUGAAUGUGACUGUUCCCGGUGCCAAACCCAGGAUAAGGAUGCUGAUAUGCUAACUGGUGACGAACAAGUAUGGAAGGAAGUUCAAGAAUCCUUGAAAAAAAUCGAAGAACUGAAGGCACAUUGGAAGUGGGAACAGGUUCUGGCCAUGUGCCAGGCCAUCAUAAGCAGCAACUCGGAACGGCUCCCCGACAUCAACAUCUACCAGCUGAAGGUGCUCGACUGUGCCAUGGACGCCUGCAUCAACCUCGGUCUGCUGGAGGAGGCUUUGUUCUAUGGCAUCCGGACCAUGGAGCCGUACAGGAUCUUUUUCCCAGGAAGCCACCCCGUCAGAGGUGUGCAGGUAAUGAAAGUUGGCAAGUUGCAGUUGCAUCAAGGCAUGUUUCCCCAAGCCAUGAAGAACCUGAGACUGGCUUUUGAUAUUAUGAGAGUGACACACGGCAGAGAGCACAGCCUGAUCGAAGAUCUGAUCCUACUCUUGGAAGAAUGCGACGCCAACAUAAGAGCAUCCUAAGUGAGCCAGACAGGCAGGAGGACGGCCUCUGCCUCGACUGAACGCCUUACCGAGAUCACACGCUCUGCGCUGCGUUUGCCGUGUGACCCGCCCCUGUCGGAAAUGCUGUUCUGUGUUUAUGUAGGUAAAUAAGGUGGACAUAUGGUUUGCAAACCACAAGACUCAUUAGUUGUAGAGAAGCACGAUUAUAAUAAAUAUUUAAAAAUUCGGUUGAAAAAUG
Messenger RNA from Pteropus alecto (black flying fox), 1630 nucleotides. RefSeq names its product SET and MYND domain containing 3 (gene SMYD3). Gene Ontology annotation, cellular component: nucleus. NCBI's taxonomy places the organism in Eukaryota, Metazoa, Chordata, Mammalia, Chiroptera, Pteropodidae. Gene Ontology annotation, molecular function: protein binding; histone H4 methyltransferase activity. The record is from RefSeq and is a predicted model, not a curated record. The coding region runs from base 124 to 1410 and encodes 428 amino acids. The transcript is spliced from 12 exons.